Aspergillus vadensis CBS 113365 is the source of this 426-nucleotide messenger RNA. Its product is annotated as ribonuclease H family protein. The record is from RefSeq and is a predicted model, not a curated record. Gene Ontology annotation, molecular function: RNA-DNA hybrid ribonuclease activity; nucleic acid binding. Gene Ontology annotation, biological process: DNA replication, removal of RNA primer. The transcript has a single exon. Lineage: Eukaryota; Fungi; Ascomycota; Eurotiomycetes; Eurotiales; Aspergillaceae. The coding region runs from base 1 to 426 and encodes 141 amino acids.
AUGAAUUCUGGGAUAUUUGUGGCUUCUUUGAAGACUGGCUGUACAAGCCCGGGGUCAAGCUUAGCGCCGCAGCCCGCGGAGGGUGAACAAUCCGAGGCCACAGUAUACGCCGCCGAACUGCAAGGGAUCCUACUGGCCCUGAUAAUCAUCCUUUGCCGGCCAAUACAACACGCAAUCAUUUUCACUGACAACCAAGCAGCGCUACGAGCACUACAAAUCCCGGGAAGACAAUCAGGACAGUACAUCCUGGAAACCGUCCUAGUUGCCUUGGAGAAGGCUCGUCAACGCAAACUCAUCAUACGUUUCCGAUGGAUACCCUCGCACAGGGGCAUCGACGGAAACGAACAAGCCGAUACAGCAGCAGCAAAAGAAGCACAGGAUGGCGGCAGGUCCGCACCCGGCGUGACAGGAGGACAGAAGUCAUGA